Molecule: messenger RNA, 1755 nt
Organism: Hyposmocoma kahamanoa
Lineage: Eukaryota; Metazoa; Arthropoda; Insecta; Lepidoptera; Cosmopterigidae
Product: glutenin, high molecular weight subunit PW212-like
Exons: 4
Coding region: 1-1755 (584 amino acids)
Source: RefSeq, a predicted model, not a curated record
AUGACACCUAGGUCAGAACGUAGCGACGACGUCCAAAAAUACGGAGACAGCGUCACUAAUGGCGACCAAAUUAUAUUUGAACCUUCAACCGAAACGCAAGAUAAAUAUGUAGACAAAAAGGAAAUAUUUGAAGAUGAAGGCAGACGUGAUGAUAAAAUGACUAAACGCCUUAGUAAACCUAACGACAUUGCAAUAGUAAAUUAUGGAAAUCAUGGUGAUGGAAACGAAAAAAAAUCUUGGCAAGAUGAUCAGCGUAAAGAAAAGAAAGAACACCAAAAUAAACAAAAUGAGACCCAAGAAAAGCGAGUACAUAAACAAGUACGAACUGUUAACGAACAAAAUGAAAAGAAUGAGAAGAUAGAUGAAAAACAGAAACAUAGUGAUAAGAAAGUGAUUAAACAGGAAAAUGAAAGUAGAAAGACUAAUGAAGAUGUAAAACAGAAUGAUAGAAAAAAAGUUCAAGAUAAGAAAAGGGAAAAGAAACCACCCAUAGAAUUUACAGUUUUUAUCAAAUGGUACAAUAAAUUUAUCCAAGAAAGAAAUCCACACAAACAUGAUAAUGAUAAGCUAGCAACAGAUCAACUAGGAGUUGCAUGCCAGUCGGGUGAAUUAAGUCAAAAAAGACCGCCUGGCCAAUCAAAUCAGGAAGGUCCAUCAGAACAUUCAGCACAAGCCGAGGAGUCAAGAAUAUUAGAACAGCGCUCAAGAACAUUAGAGCAGCCAAGACUAUCAAGAAAUUUAGGACUACCAGAACAUUCGAGACAACCAGGGAUAUCUAUGCAGUCAAAUCAAACAGAACAACCGUCAGGACAGACCGGCCAGUCAGAUCAACAAGGUCAUCAAGGACAAUCUUGCCAAUUAGGACAACUAGGAGAAGAAGAACAGUCAAUACAACCAGGACAAACAGGCCAAUUGGCAGGUGAACCAGUCACACAGUCCGACCAACCAGCACAAGCUAGACAGUUAGACCAACCAGAACCGUUAGGCCAAUCGGGACAAACAGGGCAAUCAGAACAACAACAACAGUCAGGUCAAGUAGGACCGUCAUGCCAACCAGGACAGACAGGUCAAUCGGGAAAACUAAGACAAAGAGAUCAACAAGAUGAGGUAGGCCAAUCAGAAAAUCCUGCUCAAACAGCAUAUACUGAACUGCCAAGUGAUUCAGGACUGUUACAGCAAUCAGGACAACUAGAACAGUCUGGCCAGUCAAAAACAGAACAGAUAGGACAGCCCGAACAACCAGGUCAAACGGUAGAAUCAGUACAAUUAGAAGAGCUUGGACAAUCAGGCCAAACGGGACUAAUAGACUUGGCAUACCAAUCAGGACAGCCAAUAAAUUCAGGAAAGCCCGAACAAACGAUUCAAUCGGAGCACUUCAGAAAACUCGGACAAUCAGAACAACAAAGACAGACUGACCAACUAGGACUGUCAAUACAGUCAGAGCAGUCAGGAAGCUUAAGUUCCUCUAAAACAAGUAGCAGCAGCUCCACUAGUUAUCCAAGAGGAUCACCAGGUACCUCAGGAUCAUCGAGCAAUCCGUCACAACCAGGAACUCAGCGGGAAACAAGUCAGCCAGGACAACAAGAACUAUCGGGACAACGAAUUCCAUUAAUCAACAAAUUGCCUUUAGAUCUCAUACUUCUUCUGCUUGACAACAUUUCUAAACAGUCCAUUCCCAAUCAGAAUAAAAGAAUUGCUAAAACCCACGCCCAGAAUAACCGAAAUUCACAAUCAACUCAGGCGCAACCAUUGUAA